AUGGGGAGGCGGCGGCGGCGCCAGCCCGACCCGGCGGACGCGGCCCGGGCUCUGCCCGAGGCCAUCGCUGCGUUGAGCCGGACGCUGCCCGCCGCGCCCAGCCCCGAGAUCUUCCGCCGCGCCAAGUUUGACCGUCCAGAGGCGGCCCCCGCGCUCUGGCGGCUGCUCUUCCAUGUGCUCUCGCCGCUGUCCGCCGACAGCGCCUCGGUCUCGUUCACCCUGGAGGCUCAAGUCCGCUGGGUGAAGUCGGUGCUGCACUCCCAGGGCUACCCGAGGCGGGCGCUGGUGCAGCUCCAGGACGACGGCUCCCAGGGUGGCCGCGAGCUGCUGCUGGCCCUGGCCUGGCUCCUGGCCCGCGGGCCCCUGCCCGAGCGGCUGCUGACCCAGAGCCACGUGCGGCUGGGCGACGAGAUGCCCGUGUGUGAGUGUGAGGCCCUGGCCAGCCCUGGCCCGCCUGCUCCCCGUGUGGAAGCAGAAGGCUCUGUGGACGUCCGCCACCUGCAGUGGCUGAUGGGGAAGCUGCAGCUCCGGUGGCGAAACCUGAUGGCCGGUCAGCAGGAGCAGUGCGCCCUCCUGGGCAAGAUACACUCGUACACCCGUGGCUGCCACAGUGACCGCAGCCUUGGCCACCUGUCUGUCACCGAAACGGAGCUGCUCAGAGACCCUGAGGGCGGCCGGCAGCUGCUGCAGCGGCUGGAGACGGAGAAUGCGCGGCUGGAGGCAGCCCUGGAGUGGCGGCACCGGGAGCUGGUCUUCUGGCGGUGGAUGGACACAGUCCUGGACACCUGCCCCCUGGAGGCCUCACCGCCCACGUUUCUGCCUAGGAUCCCCGAGCCAGGGGCUGGAGCAGCAGGGCUGCCGGUGCGGGAGCUGCAGGCCUUGCAGGAGGAACUGCAGGCCUUGCAGGAGGAGCUGCGGAAGGCGGUGGAGGCCCGGCGGGCCGCCUGGCAGGCUGCGGUUGGCGGCCAUGGGCCCGAGUGGAGAGCCGCGAGGCGGGCCCUGCAGGUGGCCGUGGCGCAGGACCUGGCAGCCUUGCAGUGGGCCUGGGAGCAGGGCAAGGGCCAGGCCCGGCCCCACGGGCCCCGCCGGCUGGUGAGGACUGAGGCCAGGGUGCCUGGCAGGCUGGGCCUGUGGGCCACCGAGGCGACGGAGGCGCUCAGGGCCCGGGAGGCCUGCCUGGAGGCGAUGCUGCACCAGCUGCAGGGCCAGUGUCGGCAGGAGCUGGCCAGGCUGGUGGGAGUGCGGCCCGGCCUCAUCUGGGUCCCGCCGCCCGCACACUGA
Odocoileus virginianus texanus is the source of this 1281-nucleotide messenger RNA. It is a transcript of the gene TEDC1, whose product is annotated as tubulin epsilon and delta complex 1. Lineage: Eukaryota; Metazoa; Chordata; Mammalia; Artiodactyla; Cervidae. The record is from RefSeq and is a predicted model, not a curated record.